Exophiala viscosa is the source of this 880-nucleotide messenger RNA. RefSeq lists its product as uncharacterized. Gene Ontology annotation, cellular component: cytoplasm. Gene Ontology annotation, biological process: secondary metabolic process. NCBI's taxonomy places the organism in Eukaryota, Fungi, Ascomycota, Eurotiomycetes, Chaetothyriales, Herpotrichiellaceae. The record is from RefSeq and is a predicted model, not a curated record. Gene Ontology annotation, molecular function: oxidoreductase activity. The coding region runs from base 113 to 874 and encodes 253 amino acids. The transcript has a single exon.
CAAAUACCAUGAUUAAUGUAAUAUCUGACAAAACUUCCCUCCUGCCUCCAGGUCUGGAGGAUUUCAUCUUGUUCUCUACCUAAUACCCUAGAACCGUCCCCUUGCGCCCACCAUGUCUCGACCAAGCUUACAACACCGCCCGUCCAGCGUCGCAGCCGCCAACAAGACAGUCGUUCUCGUGACCGGUGGAAACACAGGUAUAGGCUAUGAAAUCGUCAAGAAACUGGCGACCGAGAACUCCAAUUUCCAGAUCUUACUAGGCUGUCGAGACACGCGCAAGGGAGAAGAAGCGGUCGCCAGCAUGGGUGCACCCCGAAACGUCAAUCCUAUUCAACUUGACAUCACCGACGACAAAUCGAUCGAGCAAUGCUACCUCGCCAUCAACCAGCACUUUGGGAAGCUGGACAUCCUCAUCAACAAUGCCGGCACUGCUGCCCGAGAACUCCCUGAGACAGCCACUCUACGUGAAAAGUACGACCUCACGUUCAACGUCAACGUUACUUCCACAGCUGUCUUGACCGACAAGCUCAUCCCCACGCUGGAAAAGGCCAGCCUACCCAAGAUCAUCUUCAUUUCCUCCGGACUCGGCAGCAUCCAGCGAACACUGGAGCGAGAGAAACCCCUUCCGGUGCCGUGGUACAACGCCAGCAAAACCGCCAUCAACGCAAUUACGGCAUACUACGCCCAGCUAUAUCCCAAUUUCAAGGUCAAUGCUGUAUGUCCUGGAUACCGAGCAACAGGGUUGAACGGCGCGGAAUUGACCGAGGAGAUGCAUCCCAAGCUCGGCGCCGUGAGAGUGGGACAAUUGGUGGCGGAAGGGGAGGACGGUGUGACGGCAACCUAUUCGACUUCGGAAGGUCCAUUACCCUGGUAGUUGGCG